AUGGACGAGCACCUCAGCCUCCUGCACUCGCCUCCGCCGUCCUCCACCAGACACCGCACCAACAGCAACAUCGUGAACCCGGGCUACACGGACGAGAUCAUGACGGUGGUGGCGUGUGACAACGUCCUCGAGGAGGCGGCGGCGCUGCCGGGCCACCACUCCUCCGAGGCGUACGAGCAGGACGACCACGAGUGCUGCGAGCGGGUGGUCAUCAACAUCUCCGGCCUGCGCUUCGAGACGCAGCUGAAAACUUUAGCGCAGUUCCCGGACACGCUGCUGGGCGACCCCAAGAAGCGGAUGCGUUACUUCGACCCCCUGAGGAACGAGUACUUCUUUGACAGAAACCGCCCGAGCUUCGAUGCCAUCCUCUACUACUACCAGUCCGGGGGCAGAAUCCGAAGACCCGUCAACGUGCCCAUAGACAUUUUCUCCGAGGAGAUCCGCUUCUACGAGCUGGGCGAGGAGGCAAUGGAGAAGUUCAGGGAGGACGAGGGCUUCAUCAAGGAAGAGGAGCGCCCGCUGCCCUCCAAUGAGUUCCAGAGACAAGUAUGGCUGCUCUUCGAGUACCCGGAGAGCUCGGGUCCAGCCCGGGGCAUCGCCAUCGUGUCAGUGCUGGUCAUCCUCAUCUCCAUCGUCAUCUUCUGCCUGGAGACCUUACCGGAGUUCAGAGACGACAAGGAGUACAAUGGGCCGGUGUUACCACCUGUUAACGGCACCGGCCCCUUGCUCAGCAGCUCCUUCACCGACCCCUUUUUCGUGGUGGAGACUUUAUGCAUCAUCUGGUUCUCCUUUGAGCUCUUGGUCAGGUUCUUCGCCUGCCCAAGCAAAGCCACUUUCUCCAAGAACAUCAUGAACAUCAUUGACAUUGUAGCCAUCAUCCCUUACUUCAUAACCUUGGGCACUGAGCUGGCAGAGCGCCAGGGCAAUGGGCAGCAGGCCAUGUCCUUGGCCAUCUUGAGGGUGAUCCGCUUGGUAAGGGUCUUUCGUAUCUUCAAGCUUUCCAGACAUUCCAAGGGGCUUCAGAUUUUGGGGCAAACCCUAAAGGCCAGCAUGAGGGAGCUGGGACUGCUCAUCUUCUUCCUCUUCAUAGGUGUCAUCUUGUUCUCCAGCGCUGUGUAUUUUGCUGAGGCUGAUGACCCUUCCUCGGGGUUCAGCAGCAUCCCGGAUGCCUUCUGGUGGGCAGUGGUCACCAUGACUACAGUUGGCUAUGGGGAUAUGCACCCAGUCACCAUAGGGGGUAAAAUAGUGGGAUCCUUGUGUGCAAUUGCUGGGGUGCUCACCAUAGCCCUGCCAGUGCCUGUCAUAGUCUCCAACUUCAACUACUUCUACCACAGGGAGACUGAAGGAGAGGAACAAGCCCAGUACCUCCAUGUGGGAAGCUGCCAGCACUUGUCCUCUAAUGAGGACCUCAAAAAGACCCGUAGUAAUUCCACCCUCAGCAAAUCAGAGUACAUGGUCAUAGAAGAAGGGGUGAGCCCUGGACCCUUCAAGCAGCCCAGCUUUAAGACUGCCAACUGUACCACCAACAACCCCCCCAACUGUGUGAACAUCAAGAAGAUCUUCACAGAUGUGUAG
Molecule: messenger RNA, 1575 nt
Organism: Bufo bufo (common toad)
Lineage: Eukaryota; Metazoa; Chordata; Amphibia; Anura; Bufonidae
Product: potassium voltage-gated channel subfamily A member 3-like
Exons: 1
Coding region: 1-1575 (524 amino acids)
Biological process (GO): potassium ion transmembrane transport; protein homooligomerization
Cellular component (GO): voltage-gated potassium channel complex; membrane
Molecular function (GO): protein binding; delayed rectifier potassium channel activity
Source: RefSeq, a predicted model, not a curated record